This is a messenger RNA of Camelina sativa (false flax), 851 nucleotides long. NCBI's taxonomy places the organism in Eukaryota, Viridiplantae, Streptophyta, Magnoliopsida, Brassicales, Brassicaceae. The record is from RefSeq and is a predicted model, not a curated record.
UCUGUAUAAAAUCCCUUGAACCCUACUCUUUGUCUUCAUCCUCUCACUGCCUCUCUUUUUUUUCACUACUACUCAGUACUCACUUCGCUAAAACCCUAAUUUCGCGAUUCCCCUUCUCUGAGAUAUCAAGAAAUGGCUUUUUGCAACAAACUUAGUGGUAUUUUGAGACAAGGUGUUUCUCGCAGCUCAAAUGUUCCAGUGACAUCUAUGCUUGGCUCUCUCCGUUACAUGUCCACUAAGCUUUUUGUUGGUGGUCUCUCAUGGGGAACUGAUGACAGCUCCUUGAAGCAGGCUUUCUCUAACUUUGGUGAAGUCACAGAAGCUACGGUGAUUUCAGACAGAGAGACAGGGAGGUCGAGGGGUUUUGGAUUUGUCAGUUUCAGCAGUGAAGAUUCUGCAACCAAUGCCGUAUCAGAAAUGGAUGGAAAGGAGCUGAAUGGCAGGAACAUCCGUGUGAACCUUGCAAACGAAAGACCGAGUGCCCCGAGAUCAUCAUUCGGUGGUGGUGGUGGUUACGGUGGUGGAGGUGGAGGUGGCGGUGGCUACUAAAAGAAACAAGCCAGAAGAUUUGACAGAGAGAGAGAGAGAGAAGGAGCCUCUGAAGUCUGAACUUUUCAGUAGUUAGUUAGUUUGUUUCCUUCUUUGUUUUAACUGCAAACAACCUUAACAGGUUUUGUUAAACUUCUGUUUUGGUUGUCUUUCCAAUGAAUACCGUAUUGCUGCUGCUCCAUCUUCUGCAAAUCUAUUUUGCAUCGAGUUGAUUCGAUGUUUACACUUUUCCUUUUAUCUACUUUGUGGUCUACUUUUGUUCUACUUCUAGAUUUGAGCGCGUAAUAUAUCUUUUCUAUCAA